Molecule: messenger RNA, 1314 nt
Organism: Symbiodinium necroappetens
Lineage: Eukaryota; Dinophyceae; Suessiales; Symbiodiniaceae
Source: the annotation of a GenBank genome assembly
AUGCUGUUUGCGUUGGACCCCUACAAAGUCAAACAGCGGGCAGGCCAGCGGCUGCGACGGAAAAUCAAGCUGGAUUUGGAGCGGUCUGCGCUUUAUCUUCUGUCACAAAUGGCUGCUUUCGCCGAUAGAACCGUGGAGGAACACACGCGUUUGCCUUUCAAACAAGGGCUUCGUAUCCUCGGCGGCAAGCACACGAAGCACACGAGCGAAUGGGUGAACACCGUUGAAGCAGAUGCCGCAUGCCGGAACCUAAUUGUGGACCACCAUGACUGGUGCAAUGUCACUUCUGGCCACAGAACCAGCCAACCCUGUGUUUUCGGUGAUAUUCUCCAUCAGCUGGCGUACCAGCUGGAUAUGGCGGGCUUGACUUUCAAGCGAAGACUGCAGCUGGUGGCCAAGGAGUCUAUGGCGCGGACUCAGUACUGUUACACGCACGGGCAACAAUGCCCCAUCAUGAGGACAGUGGACAUUGACAUGUCAGGACUGCCCUGUCCCGACAACUCACGAGCAAAUCGGAAGAGGAAGUUUGAGGACAUCCGCAUGAGCAUGCUGGAGGCCUUGCUUGGCCAGGAUUACAAUUUCGCGGAGCUGCUCGUUGAACCCAGUCAUUGUGGCUUUGGUGGAACAUCCCGCAAGCGGAAAUACAUUUUCGCCUACCAUAAAACCAACGCACGCUACCUCUUCGACGUUCAUGAGGCUUACCGGUGCAUCAGGACAGCCAUCCAGAAGACCGUGCAGACACGACCCCGAGACUACUUUGUUGCCGACCAGCACCAGCUGCAAGCACACGCGGCGCGGCUCGCAGCACUCCGACGUAUACCUGUCCAGGACACCUCAGACAUGUAUUAUCUCCUCAAUGGGCGGGAGAAGAUCCAAGUCCAGACACUCGACGCGUGCUACCGAGAGAGAUCAGGACACGAGCCGAAGCUCAACCAGGACCUGGUCUAUUUCCUAGGGGACAACGCAAGCUUCACAAAGUGUUGGAGCGCAGUCAACAACCGCAUCCCUACGUUUCGGACAAACUCAGCAAAUUUCUGGAUACCGUCCAAGCGGCGACUUCUUGUCACAGCUGACAAAAUGUCUGCGCUGGGAUUUCCUGUGUGCGAGAAUAGUGCCCGGAGCAUGGGCGUAGCUCCCGUCCCCUGCCUGGACCCGCGUCGUGGUGCCAAGGUCCUUGGCAACAGCAUGCACUUAAUCAAUGCCACAGUAGUUCUUUUUAUUGCCCUCACUUGCUUUGGUCGGGAUUGUGAAGCUCCUGGCACGAAGAUCGACUGGCCGGCUUUCAAGCGGCAAUGCACAAAGUUUUCAGCCUAA